CAGCUGUCAACUGUUUCAAAACAUAACCUCAAAUUCCUCAAAUAUUUAUUUACGUUUUAAACAUAAAAAUAGCUAUGUAUUUCUAAUAAUAGUCACUCAAGACCUAAAAAAUGCUUAACUCUAAUUCGCUGCACCGCUGUUUGAGGUUUUGCCUCCGCAAACCUUCAGUAAUCGACGCAAAUCUUUUCUACAAUGGCGCAGUUUUCGUGCGACACAAAACAACGAAAGUUAAGACCGCUAGCUCAGUGUAUAGGACUAUGAAUAUAUUUGAUAGGAAGGCCAAGAUGCUGCAGAGGGAACGGUCGGCCCAAAGAGACGAUUAUCACCAGGUAGAGCAUAUUAGAGAAGAAGUAGGAUGGAGGACUGCCGACAGGGUUUUUGAUAUAAAAAGGACGUUUAAAAACGCUGUGGAACUCGGGGCAAGUCGUGCGUAUGUCUCCCGCCAUUUUCUCCCAAACAGCGUGGAGAAGGUCACGCUGUGCGACACAUCACAGACUCACUUAGACAAAGCAAUCGUUGGUGACGGAGUCCAGUUCGAGAAGAUUGUUAUGGACGAAGAGAACAUUGAUUUUCCAGACAACAGCAUAGAUUUAUUUGUGUCGUCGCUGGUUUUACACUGGGUGAACGACCUGCCUGGAUGCUUUGACAAGGUCAUGAAAUGCCUGAAACCUGAUGGGGUGUUCAUGGCCACAGUAUUCGGCGGAGACACUCUAAUGGAACUCCGCCAAGCGUUACAGCUGGCCGAGACGGAGCGCUUGGGGGGCGUGUUUCCGCACAUAUCACCGUUCACCAGGAUCCGGGACAUUGGGGGGCUCCUCAAUGCAAGCGGCUUCACCCUCCAAACAGUCGACGUAGACUCCAUAACCAUAUGGUACCCAUCAGCCUGGCACGUCAUGAACGACAUCCGAACUAUGGGCGAGUCGAACGCGGCGUUUAAUCGCCCGCUGCGUUUGUCGCGCGACGUGCAAUUCGCCGCCGCUGCGAUUUACGAAGAAAUGUAUGGGAAAGAAAUUCCGGAGCGCAAAACCCGCGGCGUUCCAGCCACGUUCCAAAUAAUCAACUUCCUAGGCUGGAAACCAGACCCGUCACAGCCUAGACCGAUGGAGAGAGGCACAGGAGAGAUGUCUCUUAAAGAUCUCCAUAGGAUAGACGAAAUCAUUCAGGACACCAAGAAAAUACCACUCUCUGAUGAGGAUAUGAAGUAAAUUGGUCACUUUUGUGACGAAUUUCUGCGGAAGAUUAGUCACACAUCUAUGUCAGAUUUCUACAGAAUAUUGGUUACAUAAACAUGACAAUUUAUGCAGUGAAUUGGUCACGUAGUUAUGACGAGUUUCUUCAGUGAAUUGCUUACACUUACACAACUGUGGCGAAUUUACUUAAAGAACUUUAACUCAUAUUGUCUUUCUUUAAUGUAAAAGAGAGGUACAGGAGAGAUGUCUCUUAAAGAUCUCCACAGGAUAGACGAAAUCAUCCAGGACACCAAGAAAGUACCACUCACUGAUGAGGAUAUGAAUUAAAUUGGUCACAUUUGUGACGAAUUUAUACGGAAGAUUAGUCACACAUCUAUGUCAGAUUUCUACAGAAUAUUGGUCACAUAUCUAUACAUGACAAUUUAUGCAGUGAAUUGGUCACGUAGUUAUGACGAGUUUUUACAGUAAAUUGCUUACACUCACACCACUGUGGUGAAUUUACCUGAUUAAUUUUUACCUAUAAUGUCAUUAGUGUAAGAGAGAUGCACAGUAGAGAGAGAUAUCCUUUCAGUCAGAUUUCAGUUGUCAGAUUUCUACAGAAUAUUGGUCACAUAAACAUGACAAUUAUGCAGGAAUUGGUCACGCAGUUAUGACGAGUUUCUUCAGUAAAUUGCUUAAACACACCACUGUGGCGAAUCUAUCUGAUGAAUUUUAACCCAUAUUGUCUUACUUUAAUGUAAAAGAGAGGUACAGUAGAGAUGUUUCUUAAAGAGCUGCAUAAGAUGGAUGAGAAAAUCCAGGACACCAAGAAAUUAAUGCUCACCGAUGAGGACAUGAAGUAAACUGGUCACACUUGUGACGAAUUUCUGUACAUUCGUCACACUGUUAAGACGAAUUUCUCAAGUGUAUCGCUCAUCCCUCCCUCUAUGACAAAAAUAUCCAGUAGAUUGGUCACACAAUUUUGACGAAUAUCUCCAGUAAAUUGGUCACAUGGCUAUGACGUAUUUCUGUAGUAAAUUGGUCACAUUUAUGACGAAUAUCUUUAGUAAAUUAGUCACGACUGUGACGAAUUUAUCCAACAGAUUUUUAACCAUAUGUCUUCGGUGUCAGUUUCAAAACUGUUCCCACCAUCUGACGUAGGUAUACCGCGACAGCACAACCUACUAAAGAUGAAUAUUGUCGUCAAUUGAUGUUGAUCCUUAUACUCCAGACAUUAAGGUCGAAAUCAUUUUGUAUUAGGUCGAUGAGCUGACGAUAUUAUAAUAGUGUACCAUACAUGUUGUUGUUAGUUGUUAGUAAUAAUAGAAUGAGAUUUAUUUAUUGUAAAUAAUAAAAAGGUUUUUUGUUUUAAAGCUUUUAUUUUUAAUCUUUGGCAUUUGUCUUUAAUUCCGUACGAUCCAAUAAGGUUUAUUUCAGAGAAACUCGGAAUUUCGUAAAUACAGCGUUUAUUAUUUUAAAAAUACUUUUAUACAAAGCAAAACACCCGCCAUAGCACACGAAAUGAGAGAGACAGAGCAUCACAGUAAGUGCUAUCGUUUUUAUACUUUUCUAACUGUCCCGGCGAACUUCGUACCGCCUAUGUUCGUCAGAAAUAAUGUAGGAUUCUAAUAGUGAAAGAAUUUUUCAAGUCGAUUCAGUACUUUCGGAGUCAAUUCAAUACUAAUAAACAAACAAUAAAUCUUUCCCAUUUAUUUUAGUGUAGACAGUUGGCAACACUGCUGCGAGUGAGAGAACCUUACUAUACAGUGGCGCCAUCCUGUAGGCUGAGUGUGAGUUUACAUCAAAUGUCCUCACUAGUGAACGCGUUUAAAAAAUGUAUGAAAAUUUUAGUUUUUGAACGUUUCCCGCUAGGGGCGCUGUACAAUCCGUCAUACAUUUAAUGUCAUUUUUUGACGCGCUCACUAGUGAGCGCGUUUGAUGAACACUCACAGUAGGCUCUCUGGUGAGGGUAAAUACGAUAGCCUUUUCAUUAAUUCCAUUUAAGUUUCUCAAAACUUAGAAAUUAUAAAAGAUCUUCCUAUGUUAAUUAAACAGACUGCUUCUUUUU
Messenger RNA from Ostrinia nubilalis (European corn borer), 3237 nucleotides. RefSeq names its product arginine-hydroxylase NDUFAF5, mitochondrial. Gene Ontology annotation, biological process: mitochondrial respiratory chain complex I assembly. Gene Ontology annotation, cellular component: mitochondrion. The record is from RefSeq and is a predicted model, not a curated record. Gene Ontology annotation, molecular function: S-adenosylmethionine-dependent methyltransferase activity. NCBI's taxonomy places the organism in Eukaryota, Metazoa, Arthropoda, Insecta, Lepidoptera, Crambidae. The transcript is spliced from 6 exons. The coding region runs from base 111 to 1205 and encodes 364 amino acids.